Molecule: messenger RNA, 642 nt
Organism: Tarenaya hassleriana
Lineage: Eukaryota; Viridiplantae; Streptophyta; Magnoliopsida; Brassicales; Cleomaceae
Product: cysteine-rich and transmembrane domain-containing protein A-like
Exons: 3
Coding region: 124-402 (92 amino acids)
Cellular component (GO): plasma membrane
Source: RefSeq, a predicted model, not a curated record
UAACAUAUAUCUCUGAAAUCUCUAUGUUUGAUAUUUUCUGCAAGAGGUAGAGAGAGGGGGAGAAAUCGACGAAGGAAGAAGAAGAAGAAGAAGAAGAAGAAGAAGAGUGUAGUAGAAGGAACGAUGAGUCAAUAUCCGCCCCCUGUUGGUGCCCCUCCUCCUCAAGGUUAUCCGCCGGAGGGAUAUGCGAAGGACGCUUACCCGCCGCCGGGAUAUCCUCCGCAGGGCUAUGCCCAGGGGUAUCCUCCUCAGGGGUACCCUCCUCAAGGAUACCCUCCGCCGUACGCGCCGCAAUACCCGCCGCCGCCACCGCCGCAACAGCACCAACAAAGCAGUCCUGGGUUUCUAGAAGGAUGCCUUGCUGCUCUCUGCUGUUGCUGUCUCUUGGAUGCCUGCUUCUGAUCGGAGACCCAGCCAUCCCAGAAAGAAAAAAGGAAAAAAACAUUAACUGAUUCGUGGAGACAGAGAUUGCUGGUGGAUCUUGAUUUAUUUCUCUUGUCGUUUAUUUUAACGCUAUCUCCUUGAUAAGUAAGACUCUCUGUGGCCGAUGAUGGUUUGGAUUUGAUUAUGGGGAUGUAAAUCGUGGCGGAGACUUCCUAUUGCGACUUUGCUCUUUUCAUCAAUUUACUUUUGUUAUUCCCA